ACAAGUAAAAGUUCAAGCUGAGCUUCGAACUUUGUGCCUCCGUGGCGCUUUUUACACGUGUAUUACGGCUGCCAGCGCGUUAAUUUAAGCGAAUGUGUGUGUGAUUGCUGCUUGCAUGUGUGUAUAUGUGUGAGAGAGAGGCUGCAGCUGUGAUACAAAGGGCCCAAUGUGGAUUUGGGAUUAUAUUAUGCUUAUAAGACAGCGACAGGAGGCACGCCAGAAUGUCCGUGUACCUGUGGUCUACAUAGGCUUAGGUGCUGCUGCCUUCUGUGCGCUGUAUUUGGUCUUCGGCUAUGGUGCUCAGCUCUUGUGCAACGUUAUUGGUGUUCUUUAUCCGGCGUAUGUGUCCAUUCACGCCAUUGAGUCCAGCACCAAGCAGGACGACACCAAAUGGUUGACCUACUGGGUAACCUUUGGCAUCUUUACGGUCAUUGAAUUCUUCUCCGGUUUUCUGACUCAUUUUAUUCCCUUCUACUGGCUGCUUAAGUGUGGCUUCCUUAUUUGGUGCAUGCUUCCCGCGGACAACAAUGGCUCCGUUGUCAUAUACCACAAGCUGGUGCGUCCACACUUCCUCAAGCAUCAUCAGACAGUAGACAACUUGAUCAACGAUGGCAUGAAGAAAGCCCAUAAUGUUUUAAAGCAGGACUAAGCGUUUUUGCACUCUUCCUUGCGCAUUUUGUGGCUUUAUCUCUUGGGCACUUUGGUCUAUUAAUUUAAACAAACUAAAAUUUGUACUUGAUUGUUAUUAGGGCGUAUAUCGCAUGCGGUUUUUAAAACCCCCCCACAUUUGAUUCUAGAGAAUACAUACAUGUGUUUUAGUAAAA
Molecule: messenger RNA, 824 nt
Organism: Drosophila busckii
Lineage: Eukaryota; Metazoa; Arthropoda; Insecta; Diptera; Drosophilidae
Gene: ReepB
Product: receptor expression-enhancing protein 5
Exons: 3
Coding region: 167-649 (160 amino acids)
Source: RefSeq, a predicted model, not a curated record